Molecule: messenger RNA, 1156 nt
Organism: Porites evermanni
Lineage: Eukaryota; Metazoa; Cnidaria; Anthozoa; Scleractinia; Poritidae
Source: the annotation of a GenBank genome assembly
AUGAAAAGCCUGUUGUUUAUCGUGGUUCUUAGUCUCCUGGCUGUGGGUUAUGCCAGGGACCAGGAAGCAGAACUUGCAAUCCGAGGAGGCAAAAAAGGUGAUCAUACUAAGAAGGGGUCCGAGGGCUACUCCCACGGUGAAUUUUUGAUGGUUAAGUGUUCGGAAAUGGCACGAAAGACUAACAAAACAUUUUUUUUCGAUAACUAACAGUAACGUAAGUUUUACACUUUUAGCUAUUUCAAUAUCCUGAGAGGAGGCUAAACAGUCCUAUUUUCACAUCGUCUUAUUCAAGGACUGGACAACGUUUUGACUUUUCAAGCUGCCUUGUUCCCGGUCGUUCUCUCUCCCCUCCGCGUCUCGCCUUUCUCGCGUGGGGUGAUUUUCACGUGCGCUCGCGUUUCGCUCGCUCAACUAUUCCUGAGGAAAAAUGGGGACUACUCGUAGUCUACUGUUAAUUAGAAACUUUAAUUGCCGGGAAUGAAUUGCCAAAAUGUCUCUGAGUAAUCAAUAAUUAAAGAGCUUCUGAAGUGGAAGGGUUCUUUCUCCUAAAAGCGUUUUAAAAAAUCGAAUAAAAAAUCUUGGCAGUAGGGAAAUAUAACGUACAACAACCCAAUCCGCCCCGGGCGACUCCUUUCCCCCAGUUUCUCAGCUGCGAAAAAUGUGAAAAUGCUUAUGACAAGGUUUGUCGUUUUCCAAACCUUAUUUCAUUAGAAAGACUUAUAAUAACGAAAAUUAUGUUUUGUAUCUCGGUUUAGCUUGUCCAGAAGGCUGGGUUGAAAACGGAAAUCAGUGCUACUUUAUACUCCCCGAAACAAAGGAAGCAUUUGUGCGGGGAUUAUACCUAUGCAAUCAACUCGGAGUAACCCUACCAAUCAUCAAAUCAGCCGAGGAGAACGCCUUCCUUUUGAGUCUGAUGGAGAGAAAAGGUGAUCCACGGCUUGGAAUGAUAGCACCCAACGGCGACAACGUCUUUGAAUGGCUCGACGGGACUGCAGUGGCCGAUACCUUCUCUGCAUGGAAUACGGGUGAGCCUAAUAACAGUGGUGGAAUAGAGAAGUGUGCGCAGUUGCACGUCAGCGAAAGUGGAAAAGGAAAGUGGAAUGACGCACCCUGUUCGAAUUCCCGAUUUAUUGUUUGCCAGAUGGAGAAGAAAUGA